Messenger RNA from Quercus lobata, 687 nucleotides. RefSeq lists its product as uncharacterized. The transcript has 2 exons. The record is from RefSeq and is a predicted model, not a curated record. NCBI's taxonomy places the organism in Eukaryota, Viridiplantae, Streptophyta, Magnoliopsida, Fagales, Fagaceae. Bases 1 to 687 code for a protein of 228 amino acids.
AUGAAUCCAAGGACCCCUAGAUCACUUGGAGUCUUUCAAGACCUUGAUGCACCUUCAGGGGGUGGUGGACGAGAUCAUGUGCAGAGCCUUCCCCACCAUGUUGAAGGGACCCGUAAGGAUCUGGUUCAGUAUAAGAAGUCCAUUUCGUGCCUGAUGAACAUUAACCUGCGGGAGGACGAGACGUUGAGAUUUUACAUAACUCGUUUUAACAAGAAGACCCUCUUGAUUGACGAAGCUGAUGACAAGAUAUUCGUAGCUACAUUCACGAAUGGGCUAAGGAAGGGUAAGUUCCUAUUUUCUCUUUAUAAGAAUAACCCAAAGACUAUGUCAGAUGUUCUUUACAGAGAAACCAAGUACAUGAACGCAGAAGAUGCACUACUGGCCCGAGAAGAGAAGCCCAAGAAAAGGGAAAGAUGGGAAGAUGUACGACUGGAUAGGGGGCGAAAGAUGACUAAGACUGAAGAAUGGCGGGAGGAUAGGUGCUCCAAGCCCCCCGUAGGGAAGUUCACGAGCUUCGCCCCGCUGACUGCCCUGAUUGACCAGGUUUUGAUGCAAAUUAAGGACGAAAAAGCCCUGACCUUUCCUGGCAAGCUGAAGGGAGAUCCUAAUAAGAGGUCUAGAGAUAAGUACUGCCGCUUCCACCAUGAUCACAAUCAUGACAUAGCUGACUACUACGACUUGAAGUAA